Molecule: messenger RNA, 1593 nt
Organism: Bacillus rossius redtenbacheri
Lineage: Eukaryota; Metazoa; Arthropoda; Insecta; Phasmatodea; Bacillidae
Product: sporozoite surface protein 2-like
Exons: 3
Coding region: 1-1593 (530 amino acids)
Source: RefSeq, a predicted model, not a curated record
AUGGUAGCCGUGCUGCGGCAAGUCCCGUCUUGCCCUGCAAGAGGACAGAUCCGUGUGGUUAGCCUCAGCCUGACUUCUCCGGCGACCCAUCUAAAUUCAUGGGAGCCAGGGGCCCAGUUGAACCCGGCGGGAAGGAACGACUGCGGCGGUUCUCCUGUUCCGUCGGCGAACACGGGGGAAAAUUUCUCGUCGGAGCGCGAUCCUAAUUCGGGCUCGCCACACCAAGGCUCGGCAGCUGGACUUGAAGUGAACAUGACAUUGUUGAAGAGGUUGAAAAGUUUUCCCGGCGUGCCAGAAGACUGGACAGCAGCAUCGCGCAUUACUACCUACCCUGCCAACCCUGCCAACCCUGCCAACCCUGACAACCCUGACAACCCUGACAACCCUGACAACCCUGACAACCCUGACAACCCUGCCAACCCUGCCAACCCUGCCAACCCUGCCAACCCUGCCAACCCUGACAACCCUGCCAACCCUGCCAACCCUGCCAACCCUGCCAACCCUGCCAACCCUGCCAACCCUGACAACCCUGCCAACCCUGACAACCCUGCCAACCCUGCCAACCCUGCCAACCCUGACAACCCUGACAACCCUGACAACCCUGCCAACCCUGCCAACCCUGCCAACCCUGCCAACCCUGCCAACCCUGACAACCCUGACAACCCUGACAACCCUGACAACCCUGCCAACCCUGCCAACCCUGCCAACCCUGCCAACCCUGCCAACCCUACCUACCCUGACAACCCUGACAACCCUGACAACCCUGACAACCCUGACAACCCUGACAACCCUGACAACCCUGACAACCCUGCCAACCCUGCCAACCCUGCCAACCCUGCCAACCCUGCCAACCCUGACAACCCUGCCAACCCUGCCAACCCUGCCAACCCUGACAACCCUGACAACCCUGCCAACCCUGCCAACCCUGCCAACCCUGCCAACCCUGACAACCCUGACAACCCUGACAACCCUGCCAACCCUGCCAACCCUGCCAACCCUGACAACCCUGACAACCCUGACAACCCUGCCAACCCUGCCAACCCUGCCAACCCUGACAACCCUGACAACCCUGCCAACCCUGCCAACCCUGCCAACCCUGACAACCCUGCCAACCCUGACAACCCUGACAACCCUGACAACCCUGACAACCCUGACAACCCUGACAACCCUGCCAACCCUGACAACCCUGCCAACCCUGCCAACCCUGCCAACCCUGCCAACCCUGCCAACCCUGACAACCCUGACAACCCUGACAACCCUGCCAACCCUGCCAACCCUGCCAACCCUGACAACCCUGCCAACCCUGCCAACCCUGACAACCCUGACAACCCUGACAACCCUGCUAACCAUACCAACACCGCCAACAAUGCCAACCCUGACAACCCUGACAACCCUGGCAACACUGCCAACCCUGGCAACACUGCCAACCCUGCCAACCCUGCCAACCUUGCCAACCUUGCCAACCCUGCCAACCCUGCAACCAUGCCAACCCCGCCCAACCUGACAACCCUGACAACCCUGCCAACCCUGCCAACCCUGCCAACCUUGCCAACCCUGCAACCAUGCCAACCCCGCCAACCCCGCCAACCCUGA